AUGCGAAACGCAGCCCUUUCUGUUCUUGGCAUCACAGCCACACCAUCCUCGACCGGUACUCCUUUGAGUUAUGCAGCCGGAUCAGAAAGAGCACUGACAUUGUCAAAUUUGGCAAAUAUCGUCUCCUUUGGAGACUCCUGGACUGAUAUUCGGUUCGACGUCAAUGGAACUCAACCAUCGUUGGGAAUUCCGUUUGGAAACACGGGCAAAACAAGUUCCAAUGGAAAGAUGUGGCCUCAAUAUCUUGCCAUGAAGUACAAUACAUCUACCGUUCUCGGUUAUGAUCUCGCUCUCAGCGGCGCCGUUGUUGAUGUUGAUAUCAUUACCACCGCAACGCACGACAUGGAUGAGCAAGUGAACGAGAAAUUCGAGCCGUACGCAGACCAAAGCGGGUUGCUGCCAUCCAGAAAAACUCUAUAUACCCUAUGGGUCGGUAAUAAUGAUAUGAACCGAUCAUACAAUGGCACGGAUCCUGCGAUCAACUCAAAGGUGAUCGCCAGAUACAAGGAACUAGCGACCCAUCUCCACAAUGUUGGCGCACGUAACUUCCUUUUCCUCAGUGUACCUCCCAUGUGGCUAUUUCCGAGCAACAUGGCCAACGGCGCUGACCUCGCCAAACUUCGUUCAGCCGUUGAGGAUUUAAACGCCAGACUGCAGAAAAUGGCGAGAGAGAUUGAUCACGAUCUUGCUUACACUUCAGUAUAUUACUUUGACAUUACCAGUCUCUUCGGCACUGUCGUUGAAGAUCCUGGUCAAUUCAAUGAGACCGCGAUCUACAAAGAUACAACUUCAUGGCGUGAAGCCUACGAGUCUGGGACGUCGAAGCCGGACUACAAGUCUAGCAAAUGUACUUACUCAGCCCUGGAGUAUCUCUUCAUUGACGGUGCACAUCCUACACAGCCUUGGCACGACUUGAUGGCAAACAGGCUCUCCAUCAUGCUAGAUAAUGGAGAAUCGCUCAGCUGA
Molecule: messenger RNA, 966 nt
Organism: Pestalotiopsis fici W106-1
Lineage: Eukaryota; Fungi; Ascomycota; Sordariomycetes; Amphisphaeriales; Sporocadaceae
Exons: 3
Coding region: 1-966 (321 amino acids)
Molecular function (GO): hydrolase activity, acting on ester bonds
Source: RefSeq, a predicted model, not a curated record